AUGCACCUGGCCGUGACUCCGAGCCUCACCUUCAACUUUGACGAGACCGCUUUGUACAUCUCAAUUUUGCCACGGAAAACCUACGGUAGCGUGCGCACGGCCGGCCGCAAGAUCGCCAAGCAACGUCUUACCGUCGGCUUUCUCGUCAACGCCGACGGUACCCGUGUGUUCAAGCCGUUGGUCAUCUCAAAGUCAAAGCGGCCUCACGAUUUCCGCCCCGAUUACAACCCCGAGGAGUAUGUCUACUGGCGCCACAACGCCAAGGGGUGGAUGACUAGCAAUGUAAGUCAUAAGCCGUCGGCAUACACCGUGAAUCCGCUGUUGGUGGCGCACGGGGUGCCUCCCGCUCGUUUGGGCACUCUCCCUCCCUCACGUGGAAGCAACCCCGCGGAACAACGGCGGACCAACCUCGAUGGCGCGGACGGGACCGAGAUCGGCCUCGACGAGGAGGUCAACGAUGUUGGCCUCCUCAUCGACCGGCUCUGCCUCGGACCAAGCGCAUUGUCGGCCGAGGCGUUCGUGUGGAUUGACGACAACCAGCCCACGUGCGCCGAACCCGGCGAGGAUCCCCUCGCGCGCGAGCCGCUGCCCCGCGAUGCGGCGGCUAUGUGGGAGGCGCCGGCGACCAUGCAGCAGGUGUACGAUGAUAGCAACCCCGCUUCUCGCGAGGCUCGUCGUACCGCGCGCGCGGCGUGCGAAAUGUUGAUCGGGUACGCGUGGGCGACGUGCAUCACCCCGCGCGACCUUUGCGCCCUUUUCGACAUUCGAAACCCCAUCAUCGUUGCGCGCAUGGAGUGCGCAAGCCCCGCGCUUGAUCUCAACAACCCCCCCCCCCCCCCCCCCCCCCCCCCCCCCCCCGCCAUGACUCACGCGGACACCCCGCCGCCAGAGACCCCUCGUCGCCGUGGCAGGGUGCUGCCGGCGUGGAUGCACGUGCCCACCCCGGACUGGGUGGCUCAGACGGCCCGCCGCCAGGAGCUCAUUGACGCCGGUGCUCCCGCCCUCAUGAGCGGGUACCUGGCAGCCGCAGAGUGGAUGCGGCUGUGA
Closterium sp. Yama58-4 is the source of this 1047-nucleotide messenger RNA. The record is from the annotation of a GenBank genome assembly. NCBI's taxonomy places the organism in Eukaryota, Viridiplantae, Streptophyta, Zygnematophyceae, Desmidiales, Closteriaceae.